AUGAUCGCAAGAAUCGGAUUACAAUUAUUAAAUUCUACCAAUAAAAAUCUUAUUGGUUCUGUAAACAUGAGUGAAAAAUCAAUGGCUUCAUUCUCAAUUAUCAAGAAAAAGAAAAAGUCAGACAACGCAAAUGAUGAUAAAAAGAGAUUAGAAGAUAACCAAUAAUUAUUGUUGGACAAGUUUAAAUAAAGAAAGACCACUCGUUAUGCUUAAACUAAGGACGGAUUUAGAGUAGAUGUCGGUUUAGUGAUCAACCGUUAUCCUAUUUUCUUAAAUUUAGAAAAAUAUGAAUUGGAUAGAAUGAAAUAUCGUACUUUCUACUAAAAGAAAUAUAAGCGUCAUAUGGAAAUUCCUGAAGAUUUAACUGACUUUAACUUUAAGGAUCCUUAGAUGGAAGCUGAAGAAACAAAUAUUGAUAAUAUUGCUACUCACUUCAUAGAUUUGGGUGCUGGUGAGAAAAUUGAAUAUUGCGAAUCUUCUAAAUAUUACAGAAAAGUAGAUCCUGAAGUAUCUGAUGCCAGAUCUCUUUAAUAUGCUCCCUGCCAUAGAACUUACUUGCUCAUGAAAGACCCUACUAUCAAUUAAUAUGUUUUCCCCACUCGUCCCGUUCUUGAUCGUGAAGUCUUGAACGAAGCUAAGUUGCUUCUUUGGGAAAAGAUUUCAAACUUAAAAUUCCAAGUCAGUCACACUGCUGUUAUUCCUAAUUUUGCUGCCAGAAGAGAUUUUUAUGAACAUGAAUUAAGCAAUCCUAUGAAUAGAAAUUUAAAGGGUGUUAAAACAUUUUACUUCAUCGCCACUCAUGUUCAAGGUAUUCCUUGGAUUAAUCCUGAAGUCUAUCAAGAAUAUUUGUGGACACCCAAAAGACACUUCCAAAAUUAUGUGCCAAAAGAAUAUUAUGAGUAAUUUAUCAAUGCCAUGCACGAUGUUUGA
Molecule: messenger RNA, 930 nt
Organism: Tetrahymena thermophila SB210
Lineage: Eukaryota; Ciliophora; Oligohymenophorea; Hymenostomatida; Tetrahymenidae
Exons: 1
Source: RefSeq, a predicted model, not a curated record